AUUCAGCAUCUGAACUGCCCCUGGUUCAAAGACUCUCCCCACAUAGUCUUUGAUUUCCAUCAGGAAUGUAAAGGUGGCAAUAUUGAUAAUCUAGCAAAGAAGCUUCAGCCAAGAAUACAAGAAGAAAUCAAUGAUUUUGGAUACUUCUGUUCCAGAAAUAAUCAAAUCCAGUCUCUCCAGAGAGGUACAAUGCGAACCAACUGUUUAGACUGUCUUGACCGUACUAAUCGCGUUCAGACAUUCCUUGGACUAGACACCCUUUUCAAGAUGUUGGAAGAUAUUGGAGUUUCGAAUAAUGGGGUCAUUGUGCAACGGUUUACAACAAAACUAGAGGAAAUGUGGAAGGAAAAUGGCAAUCGCAUCAGCCAAAUUUAUGCUGGGACCGGGGCUCUUCAGGGAUCAAAGAUCAUUGAUGGUGCAAGAUCAGCUGCGCGGACUAUUCAGAAUAACCUUCUGGACAGCAGUAAGCAAGAGGCUAUAGAUAUUCUGCUCCAUGGUAACCUGCUAAAUAAUUACCUGGCAGCCCUUGCUCGAUCUCUUCUACCUUCAAGUUACUUGUAUGCCCCUAUAAGUGUUCUACGUCAGAUAUGUCGACGUAGUCCAGAAUACACAGCACCCAUUCCUCUGCGUGUUGCUGUAGGAACAUACAAUGUUAAUGGUGGAAAGCACUUCCGUAGUCUUGCCUAUAAGCAUCUCUCCUUGGAUGACUGGCUUCUUGAUUCAAGGAAAAAUGCUGUUCAGAGUUCUCUGGUUGACACAACACCAGAGGAAGAAGAUACGGUUGACAGAGCUCCUGAUGUUUUUGCUAUUGGCUUUGAAGAAAUUGUUGAUCUGAAUGCUACCAAUAUUGUACAGAAUACACAGUGGUCAGAAAAUGCUGCUUCCUGGGGGAAGGAACUGCAAAAGGUUAUAUCAAGAGAUGAGAAAUUUGUGAUGGUAACUUGGUCCCAGUUAGUUGGUGUAGCAUUGUUUGUCUUUGUGAAUGAAAAGCAUGCAAACCAUGUGCGAGGAGUAUCUGUGGAAAGUGUGAAGACGGGCAUGCAGGGUGCAACAGGCAACAAGGGAGGCGUGGGCAUACGUCUGGUUGUCAGAAACACUUCAAUGGCAUUUGUCUGCUCGCAUUUUGCUGCUGGUCAGAAGGAAGUCCAAGAGCGGAAUAAUGAUUAUGACAGCAUUGCACGAAAACUCAUAUUCCCUCUUGGCAUGCCACUGUGGGCCCAUGAUUAUGUCUUCUGGUGUGGGGAUUUCAAUUAUCGCAUUAAUCUUUCUCGUGAUGAAGUACUUGAACUCGUUCAGAGGCGAGAAUGGAGUGUCCUGCUUCAACAUGAUCAACUUAAGCAAAGUUAUGCCGAAGAGAAGUGCUUCAAAGGUUUCAUAGAAGGUGACAUCGCUUUUGCUCCAACAUACAAGUAUGACCUGUUCUCUGAUGAUUAUGAUACCAGUGAAAAGUCCCGCAUUCCAGCAUGGACAGACAGGGUGCUCUUUUGGAGGAGGAUGUACCCACGUGACAAGGAGAAUCCCAAGUGGACACCAGGUAUAUUUAUGUCGAUUGUUCACUAUGGAAGGGCUGAGCUGAAACAGAGUGACCAUCGACCAGUGUUGGCAGUGAUUGGAGAAGGCUGCACUGUCAUUGACUCAAAGCUUGCCAGCACCUACGAGUCUGUUGUAGCAUCACUUGGUCCUUCGGACUGUACUGUUGUAGUGCAGGUUCAGAACCUCCCUCCUGGAGCUGAUGCAGAUUCUGUUUUUGACGAUGAAACACUGGAGAAAGUCCAAGAAGCCAUGGGAACAGUGGGCUCUGUGGUGCUUGUGCGCUUUGUGGAUAACAGAGUUUGGUUCACGUUUAGCGAUUCGCAGACAGCACUAAAGGCUAUAGGAUGUAGUCCAUUACAGGUAAUUGAGAUUGGGAUUAAGCUUGCCUAUGUGGAUAAUAGGGGACACAGGCUGGAAGUGAAGCUCAAGACAGAGGCCUGGAGAGACCAGCUGGAGGAGGAGCUUGCCCUCUGCGGGGACACUACUGUACCUCUUAUAGAGGAGACCCUCAACAUCUCAGACCAAGUGGAUACUUCUUUCAGCAUUAGAAAUAUUGAAGGUGCCAUGGAGAAGUUGUAUCAGUCAGAACUUGAGGGUGAAGAGGAUCCAGCCAGCAGUGAACCAAUAAAGGAACAGCGGUCCCCCAUCCAGCCCUCUCGGCCCCCACCUCCACGCCCUGCCCCAUCAAGACCUCCCCCUCCUCGUCCCACUCCCCCAGGAUCUGCUCCAACUUCACCAGCCAUAGCUCGGGCUCAGACCAAGGUUAAGGUCAUCACAAAGCCUGUGCGACCUUCUCAGCUGGCACCAGCAGGAAGCUCUAUGGCCUCAAAGUCACCCACUGCAGAGGAACAGAACCAGGAAAUUGCCCAGUGCCCCAAACCUCCUAAGCCAGAGAUGGAAGCACCCCCAGCGCCAAAACCAGUUUUACCACCCCGUACUCCAUCUUUAGAAAGUCCCGUUGCAGAAAAAUCUGCAGCUUCCUUCACUAGCUCCCUAUUUGGUGGUCCUCCUUCUUUGCCAGCUGAUCUUCCUCCCCCUGCCACCAAUGACCAGCCCUCUGUGUCCCCUUUUGGUGCUCCUCCUUCAUUGCCAGACAAUUGUCCUCCAUUGGUACAAUCUUCAACCAAACCUUCCGAGGGGCAGACCACAGCUUCUCCUUUCGACAGCCUGCCUUCUAAAACUGACAAUGUGCCUCCUAGUAUACCUUCAUCUGAAACGCCACCUUCUAGCCAGCCGCCUUCAGGGCCACCACCUGGUCCUCCCCCUUCCCUCCCCCCUCCUGGACCACCUCCUUCUCUCCCACCAAAUGGCCCAUCCUCAGCUCCCCCAGCAGGGCCCCCACCUAGCUUACCUGCAAGGACCCUCCCUCCUGUGCCAGCUAGAAGUGGUGCAGGAGCACCUCCUCCAAUCCCAUCCCGAUCCUUACCCCCAGUCCCUGCACGAAAUCUUCCUCCAGUGCCACCCCGAAAGUAGUUUUGUGUCCUUUUUGUUGUGUAUUUAGAUGGCUUUUCUGAGGCUUGUCAGGCAUCUUUUAUUUUUUACACAGUGAAUUUGGGUAAUAUAUUAUGCUGAUUUUAGGGGAAUGUCUCUUGUUUGAAAAGAUCCCCUUUGUCAUUUUGAAAGGAUAGGAGAAAGAAUGCUAUAAGGCCAUAAUAGCAAAAAAAAAAUGUUUUUAAUUUCAGUAUUAUUAUUGAUUAUUUCUCUUAUCUAGUCCUUUGUGAUUUUCUUUGUGAUUGUGCAAGUGCAAUGUGUUGAUUUAUCUAAUUCUAUUUGAAAAAUGUUUCAUGUAUGCAUACAUCAGUAUGUACCCAUACGUAAACAUCCACACAAGUGCAUACAUGCACCCACAUGCAUGCACUCACUUUCUCCCAUAUAGACACUCAUUCAGAUACGAUUGUAAUUAUAUAUAUAUUAUUUAUUUAUCAAGAUAUUUAUUUGCAUUUCAUCUUGUAAACCUUUCAGUCACACAGCAGCUUUUGAAGACCAUAUACCAAAUUUUUUAAUGCUAACCUUCCAAGAUCAAUAGGAUAUUAAUUUAUUUAAACUCACUUUAAGUUGUUACAGAUUCUCAUGCCAAAUUAAAUUUCAAAGAAAUCUUAUUUUUAAAAAUAGUAUUAUUCAUUCACCCAUUCAUUAUAACUCAUUUGUAGAGGAUUCAAGGUAUGUCUUUCCAGAUUUUUCCUCUUUGUUGUUUCUCUCUUUUUAAUUUGCAAAAUACCAUAAAAACUGAACAUUUCUUCUAUUCUAUUUAGUGAACUGUUAUUUAUUUGAUUUCUUUAAUUAUAUAAGUGUUACUGAAACAUAUUUGACUUAUGAAAUUAUUGUAUAAUUUUUACUUGAUAUACACAUAGGGACUUCAAAGAUACUUUCUUUCCAAUGUCUAAUUGCUUUUAAAAUUUGGUAAUUGAAAAGACAGUUUUGAUUACUUUUGUCCAUGCAAAUGUCAUUCACAUGACAAAAAGUAAUUAAAUUUAUUCCAAUGUAUUUUAGAGGUCUUUCACAUAACACAAGUAAGUUAUUAAUUAAUUUCCAUUUAUAUUAGUGCUAAAUUAUUAUUUGCUACAGUAUAAAACUCAUUUCAAAAUAAAUCAUUUGCUGUAGAUAUCACAUCAUUCUUAUGGCUCUGUGUGACAUUUUUCUUUCUACUUAAAUUUCCUUUCAAGAAAUCAUGAUGCUCCGACCAUAUGCGAGAAUAUUUAUGAAUUAAUUGUUGAUGCGUGUGUAUGUUUUGUAUAGUACCCGUAAAAUGUUGUGUAUAUUCAUAAAGUGAAUGUAAGAUACUCUGUAGAUGUUGGCAAAAUAUCAGCCUAUAUAAAGGUAAUGUGGUAUAUACUAGCACUAGUCAUUUCUUUACUUUCAUACUGUGCAGACUGACUAUUUGCAUCUGGAAUAGCUCAGGAGCUUCUAGCCAUUGUGAAAGUUAAAAGAGUAGAUUUGUUGUGUUUCCAAAGCAUUAUGCAAAGGUUUCUGUAUAGUCUGUGAUGUUAAUCAUUAAAAUAAUGCUAUACUUAAAAUAUGUAAUAAUAUAUACAAUAUAAUACAAGAAGUAAAAGAAAAAAACUUCACACAGAUUUCAAUAAUACUGAAUUUAACUUCAUUUGUAAUUAUUUAUUGAAAUAUUUAGUGAGAUGAGCAUUUGUUAUGUUUAUUGUUCCAAUGUUAAUUGUUGUGCUUUAAAGUGACUGAAUCUAAUAAUGUUUACUUUAUAUAAGGGAAGGAAGGGAAGACAGAUUUUAUACAGAUACUCAUAUACAGUUCUGACAUUCCACAGUUUUAUAUUACCUUAAGUACAAUGUUUAUUAGGUUUGUGUAAUUGUGAUAUCUGGAACAGUAGUGGGUUCUUAAGGUUUAUUAUUGUUAUUAAUUACUACUACUACUAUUAAUAAUACUAUUGCUAUUACUACUAUUAUUAUACUUUUAUUACCAUUACUGUUAUUGUUAUUAUUAUUAUUAUUAUUAUUGUUAAUUAC
Messenger RNA from Penaeus vannamei (Pacific white shrimp), 5003 nucleotides. Lineage: Eukaryota; Metazoa; Arthropoda; Malacostraca; Decapoda; Penaeidae. The record is from RefSeq and is a predicted model, not a curated record.